Messenger RNA from Rubroshorea leprosula, 997 nucleotides. NCBI's taxonomy places the organism in Eukaryota, Viridiplantae, Streptophyta, Magnoliopsida, Malvales, Dipterocarpaceae. The record is from the annotation of a GenBank genome assembly.
AAUUUACAAGCUGCAAUCUCUCCCUUCAUUGGAAAUUUGAGCUAUGGAUCCAAAAUCAUUCAGCACGCUGAGUUGCGCAUGGGACAUCCUUCUGGUUGAGGACAAGAAAGUCCUUCCAAUGGAAAACGCUCUUUCAAGGCUUCUAGUAAGGGACCCCAACCUGGUUGAAGGAAUGGAUCCCACUUCCACCCUAAAUCCAAGCUCCAGAUAUGUGCAUUACAACGAGGGCUCAAUGGAACUCGAUGGAGGAAAUCAUAGGUUGGGAAAUAUGGAGGAUCAGAUCUCUUCUAAGAUCACAACCAUUCCAUUGUCCAAUCUCUAUCUGGACAAGAUUUUGAUGAUGGGAGCAAUGAAAAUGGUCUACCUAGUUGUCCACUUGGAGGAACUAUCGUGCUCAAUGAGAGCUCAGUGGGAGAUUGUUGAAGCUGAUGGCUCUAUAGAUGGUAUAUGGUUGAUCUGGGACAAUACUUGGUUUAAUGUGGACAUCUUCAACAAAGGCCCUCAAGUCAUCCAUGCUCUAGUUAAGGUAAAUCACCAUCCAAAAUGUACUGAUUUUAAUUGGUUUAUUUAUGCGGUGUACAACCGCCCUCAGUUCAAUACAAGAUGUCUUCUUUGGGAGAAUCUAACCCAAUUCUCUCAAAUUGUCAACGAACCUUGGCUAGCCAUUGGUGAUUUUAAUGAUAUCAUCUCUCAGUCUGAGAAAUUUAGAGGUAAUCGAGUUCCUUGAUAUAGGAUUAGAGCAUAUACUGACUGUAUGGACACUUGUAAUCUGUUGGAUUUAGGCUACUAUGGACCUAAGUAUACUUGGGUUAAUAUGAGAUCCUCAUUGUGUUAUUCGUGAGAGAUUGGAUAGAGCUUAGGGAAAUCCUACGUGGAGAGUUAGAUUUCUGAAGGCUUCUGUGGUUCACCUCCCUAUAAUUUUUUUAGAUCAUUGUCCUAUCUUACUGAAUUUAGAUCCCUAUGUCCCAACUCUUGGCAAUAAACCAUUUAGGCUCAA